This is a messenger RNA of Amphibalanus amphitrite, 2692 nucleotides long. RefSeq lists its product as uncharacterized. Gene Ontology annotation, molecular function: metallocarboxypeptidase activity; zinc ion binding. The transcript has 17 exons. The coding region runs from base 11 to 2692 and encodes 893 amino acids. Gene Ontology annotation, biological process: proteolysis. The record is from RefSeq and is a predicted model, not a curated record. Lineage: Eukaryota; Metazoa; Arthropoda; Thecostraca; Balanomorpha; Balanidae.
UCCCGUCAGCAUGGCCCGCUCCCGGCCGCUCCGCUCGCCGCCGCUGGUCCCGGCGCUGGCGCUGGCGCUGGUGCUGGCGCUGACAGCCAGCCCCAGCGCGGCGCGUGUGCACGUGCAGAGUCUGCCGGCCGACGCUGGCCGGCCGGCCGGGCAGGGUGUCGGCGGUGAGGACUACCAGGGUCACCAGGUGCUCAAGGUGUUCGUGGCCAACAACGGCACCCUGGAUCUGCUGCGCAGCUUCGAGGGCAACCCAGAUGUGGACUUUUGGACGCCGGCGAGCGGCCUGAACCCCACCGUAGACGUCCUGGUGGCCCCCGAUGUGGGCCGCCGGCUGAAGCAGGAGCUGACACGCUCCGGGGCCUCCUACACCGUCAACAUUGAGGACGUGCAGGCGGCCGUGGAGGAGGAGAGCCCCGUCAUGUCUGACACGGAGCGGGAGCUGCUGGUGGGUCGCAGCGGUCACCCGCUGACCUGGACGGCCUACCACUCGGCGGACGACCACCACCAGUACAUGGACUUUAUCGAGCAGAACUACAAGGGACUCUGCGAGACGUUCAGCAUCGGCACCAGUACCGAGGGCAGAGACCUCAGGGGCGUCAAGUGCGGCCUGGGAAAGCGCGAGGUCUGGAUUGACGGAGGUAUCCACGCUCGCGAGUGGGUGUCGCCGGCCGUCGUCUCCUGUCUGAUUCGGGAGUACUCCCAGCGCUCCGUCAACCACCAGGACCUGUUGAGGAAGCACACCAUCUACAUGCUGCCCAUCCUCAACCCGGAUGGCUACGAGUACACUCGCAGCGGCGGCAGGCGCCGUCGCUUCUGGAGAAAGACGCGGUCUCGUAACCCGGGCAGUAGCUGUAUUGGAGCCGACCCUAACCGAAACUUCGACGCCCACUGGGGCGAAACGGGCAGCUCGAUGGACCCGUGCAGCGACAUUUACGCCGGCUCACGGCCGUUCUCUGAGCCGGAGACCCGCGCUCUGCGUGACUUCCUGCUGGGACGCGUGCACGCCAUGAAGAUGUACAUCUCCUUCCACAGCUACUCGCAGAUGCUGUUCGUUCCGUACGCGUUCAGCAAGGAGCGUCCGGCCGACUACAAGGAGCUUCUCCGCGUGGCCAAAGCCGGGGAGAAGGCUAUCCGCCGCACCUCCGGCAAAGCCUACCGGGUGGGCCAGGCCUCGCAGCUGCUGUACGAGGCGGCCGGCGGCUCGGACGACUGGGCCAAGUCCAAGGCCGGCAUCAAGUACUCGUUCACGUUCGAGCUGCGCGACAAGGGCCGACAGGGCUUCCUGCUGUCCGCUAGCCAGAUAGAGGACACGUGCACCGAGAUUGUGGCCGCCGUCGAUACCAUGAUCACCACGAGUGCUGAACUGGACGACAAAAAUGAUGAAGAUAGCGACUUCAGUGGGUACCAGGUGCUUCGGGUGCUGGUCAUCCGGAGGGAUACUGCGGAAAUCUUACGGAGCUACCAGGACCGGCCAGGUGUUGACUUUUGGACGGAGCUCAGCGACCGGGCCGGGCCCGUGGACGUCAUGGUCUCCCCCGACGUGGGCCGCCAGCUGAAGGAGGAGCUGACCCGCUCCCGAUCGUCGUACGUCGUCAACAUAGAGGACGUGCAGGAGGUGGUGAACGCAGAGCACCCGACGGCCCCGCACGCCGACAUCGGCUUGACGGCUCGCAGCGCGUUCUCUCUGACCUGGAGGAAGUACCACCGGCUGGCCGACCACCAUCAGUACCUGGACUUUGUGGCAGAUAGCUACAGCCGGCUCUGCCAGACGUUCAGCAUCGGACGCAGCUCCGAGGGACGAGACAUCAAGGGGAUCAAGUGCGGAAAAGGAAAACGGGAGAUCUGGAUCGACGGCGGCAUCCACGGUCGGGAGUGGAUCUCGCCGGCCGUGGUGUCCUACCUGAUCCGAGAGUUCUCCGAGCGGGCGCACCUGCACGAGCACAUCCUGGGCAACUUCACCAUCUACAGCGUGCCCGUCCUCAACCCCGACGGAUACGAGUUUACCUACACGGAGUUCCACAGCUGUACAUUCAACAUACACUUCAACAUGACGAGCAAGGAGAGCCGCGCGCAAUGUGGAAAGAAGAACCGCUUCUGGAGAAAGACUCGCUCAAAGAACUGCAACUCGAAGUGUAUUGGCGUGGACGCAAAUCGCAACUUCGAUAUCUACUGGGGAAAGGUGGGCGUUUCGAGAGACCCGUGCAGCGACAUCUACGCCGGACCGAGACCUUUCUCCGAGCCGGAGACCCGAGCCGUCAGACGGUUCAUUCUCAGCCACGCCGGAAAACUGGAAAUGUUCCUCACCUUUCACAGCUACUCGCAGCUGUUGCUGCUGCCGUUCGGCUACAGCGAGGAGCGGCCGCCCGACUACUCGCAGUUACUGACUGGUCUGUCCAUCGAGGAGCGGCCACCCGACUACUCACAGCUGCUGCGGGUGGCCAAGCUGGGUCGGCAGCGCAUCUUCAGCGCCUCCGGCACGUGGUUCAAGAUCGGCCAGCCGUCCCAGCGUCUGUACCCCGUGUCGGGUAUCUCGCAGGACUGGGCCAAGGCCCGCGCCGGCGUCAAGUACUCGUACUCGCUGGAACUGCGCGACCGCGGCAAGUACGGCCUGCUGCUGCCCGCCAGCCAGAUCGAGCCCAGCGGCAAGGAGAUGGUCGAGGGCGUCACGGCCAUGAUCGAGGAGAUCCUCUGA